This is a messenger RNA of Oreochromis aureus, 4118 nucleotides long. RefSeq names its product FYVE, RhoGEF and PH domain-containing protein 4-like. The record is from RefSeq and is a predicted model, not a curated record. NCBI's taxonomy places the organism in Eukaryota, Metazoa, Chordata, Actinopteri, Cichliformes, Cichlidae. The transcript has 16 exons. The coding region runs from base 125 to 3079 and encodes 984 amino acids. Gene Ontology annotation, cellular component: cytoplasm. Gene Ontology annotation, molecular function: metal ion binding; guanyl-nucleotide exchange factor activity. Gene Ontology annotation, biological process: cytoskeleton organization; filopodium assembly.
GCUGAUUAAACAGGUGAAGCAGAAUCUUGUAUUCGCUGGCAUUUCGCGUUUGCUCUCCGAUUGAUUAAGAGGUCGUGGACUUGAGACCGUGGGCAGAAUUUGAAAGCAGGGCUGCUCUGUCACCAUGUUUGACCUGAAGAAGAGGAAUAGUUUGACUCUGAGGGACAGCCGUGGGACGGAGGAGUUCAGACGAGUGGCGGUCAGACGGAAAGUCCAAGGUCCUGUGGGUGACUGUCAAACCUCAGAUGUGAGCAGUGGUGUGUGUGGUUCAUACAACGGUGGCCAUGCUCAUGACAGAGUUUCUGGACCAGAACUGAUUGCAAAAAUAGGUACAGAAAAAGAUGAUGAGAAAAGCCCAACAAAGAGAUCACCUUUUAAACCCCAAGUGCCUCCUAAACCAGAUCACCUCCAGAGCCCUCCGAGGGUAGGACAAGAUCAAGCCUACAGUCUCACUCCAGGGAAAGUCCCACCCCAGCUAAAUAAUUUAACAGAAGAGAACCAGAAUCCUAAAAGAUGCAAUGGGGUUUCUAUUUCCUGUGUAAGCCCACAGAAUUGUUUAGACUUUCCAAGUAAAGAAGGGGGAAGUUAUUUUCUGAAUGGGGUUUUGGAUCCACACAUCAACCCUGCCAGACAUGCUCAGGGGAUUCCGAAUUUUACAAGCAGGCCACUAUCAGGAUCUCCAAGCCCAGGCAAAAGAGGCAUUCAGAGCUGUAGCCCUCUGAGAGAAGGAGGCCACAGCCCCGGUAAGCUGUCCCCAAGAAACUACAGACCUCUCACGGGAAAACUGCGUGCUUCUAGCCCUGUUCAAGGGAAGAUGGGAAGCUACAGCCCCGCCAAGAGUUCUAAAUCCUUGCUAGGACUGCACAGAAUCUCAAGCGAGAAAAUGGAAAGACGGGAGAAGAGAGCAGGGAAGUCUCUGAGUGUGCCUGACCUGAUUGUGUAUUUGGAUGAGAGCAGGAUUCCCUCAGAUAAAGCUGAGCGCUCUCCACCCAAACUGCUGCACUCACCCAAUUUUAAUAUACCUGUCAUCACCGUCAAAGCAUCAGCUAAGCAUAGACGCAGUCUAACCGCAAAUGAAGAGCAUCUGUUAAACAGCGGCAUAGAGCAUUUCCCAGGACAAAUGAAUGGCAUUGUGCAGGAGAACAAACAGCCAACAGCAAAUGGGAUGAGGCAAAAUGACAAAAUGGAAGAAGGCAAGAUACCUACAGGGUAUGGCUCCAAGUUUUGCUGCCAGUGGACAGUGGCAACCACAGAAGAUGAGAAGAUUCACAAUGAGAGAGCUGAACAAAAUGAGGAGGAGAAACAGAAGCAAGAAGAUAGGGAUGGAGACGAGCCGAAAAAUAAAGAGAGCACAGAGCAGAAGUUGUUUAACAUCGCUACUGAACUCCUGCAAACAGAGAAGGCCUAUGUGACCCGCCUCCACCUGCUAGACCAGGUUUUCUGUUCACGCCUAACAGAAGAAGCAGGUCGAGGCUCAUUUCCUCCCGAGGUGAUAAGAAAUAUCUUUGCGAAUAUUUCCUCAAUCUACUCUUUCCACAGCCAGUUUCUGCUGCCUGACCUGGAGAACUGCAUCAGACACUGGUGUGAGAGCCCAGGCCUGGGUAAGGUUCUUCUACAGCACGCACCCUUCCUGAGGAUGUAUGCUGACUACGUCAGAAACUUUGACCAUGCAAUGGAGCUGGUGAGGACCUGGACCGAACGCUCCUCUGCUUUCAGAAACGUCAUCCAGGACAUACAGAGUCAGGGGAUCUGUAGCAAACUCACCCUGCAGCACCACAUGUUGGAGCCAAUCCAGAGGGUUCCACGUUAUGAGAUGCUGCUGAAGGAUUACCUGAAGAAACUGCCUGAAGAUGACCCGGAUUAUGAGUUUACACAGAAGUCCUUGCAGACCAUUUCCAUGGCAGCCACACACUCAAACAGUGCCAUCCAAAAAGCCGAGGGUCUGAAGCGACUCCUGGAGAUCUACGAGAUGGUUGGAGAGGAGGAAGUCGUGAAUCCAACCAACGAGUUUCUCAGGGAAGGUCGUCUGCUCAAGCUUGCUGCCAGGAACACAUCAGCCAUGGAGAGACACCUGUUCCUGUUUAACAACUUCCUGCUGUGCUGCUCUCCAAAGUUCAGCCUAGUCGGGCAGCGUUUCACUGUGCGCUGCAGGAUUGGGAUGGAUGGGAUGCAGGUGCAGCAAACCACCAAUGAGGACCAUCCAUACACCUUCCAAAUAUCUGGAAGGGAAAGGAUCCUUGAGCUGCAGGCCAGCUCCAAACAAGAACGAGAUGAAUGGAUAAAGGUGAUUCGUGAAGCCAUUGAUGUGUUUCAGAAGAAAAAUGAGACCUUCAGACUGGCUUCCAGGGAGCUUACUGUAGCAGAACCAACGGAGGAACUUGGCAAACGAGCCCCUCGCUGGAUCAGAGACAAUGAGGUGACCCUGUGUAUGUCUUGCAUGGAGCCUUUUAACGCCCUUACCAGAAGAAGACAUCAUUGCCGUGCCUGUGGUUUUGUGGUGUGUUGGAAGUGUUCAGACUACAAAGUGGCUUUAGAGUAUGACGGCUACAAACUGAACAAAGUGUGUAAACCUUGUUACGCCAUCCUGACUGGCCCGAGAGGGGAGGGCUUGGAUGGAAAAAAGAGAAGAAUGCUGGAGUCCAAAGCAUCUCCAGGGCCUGCUGACAGUGUAAUGAGUGGUUUCCUGCAGUAUGGGGACAACCCCCAGACCUGGCAGCGAGUGUGGUCCGUGCUCACCAGGGCUGAGCCUCCGGUUCUUUACCUGUACUCCAUUUCACAGGAUUUAAAGCCCCUGUUCACUAUACCUCUACUGGGCUGCAGCGUAGAGGCUUUCCCCCAGGCGUUUCAGGGUCAGUCCUGCUUCUGUCUGACCCAGUCCAAAACCAGCCACACUUUCACCUGCGAUUCUCUGGACAUCAAACGCAGCUGGCUGAGUGCUCUGAAAGUUGCCAUGACAGGAUGGCGUACAGCAUGCUCACUGGCUGUUUGUGACAACAGCAGAGGAAUCAGGUCUGGCAUUAAUGGGAGUCUCGGUGGUGAGAACUCGGUAGUCAAUGGCAACAAGGAACAUCACUCUUGAAUGUUUGUAGUGUGUCACGUAUGCAACAGCAGAACAAAUGUCCAUUGUUGUAAAAUGAAAGUUCAGGAAUAUAAAGGUUACAGUACUCUGAAAGCUGUGCUGUCUUUAAAUGUGUUGUGCACUUUAUUUCAGAAAUGGUUUACAGUAAAAUAAAUAAAGUGAAGGUGUUUUAACGUGAGUCAGACUAUCCCUUCAACUACAAAUGCAUUUGCUUCAGCUCUGUACAAGUGCUAAGGUGCCAAGUGGAGAGAAAAUGUGCUCAAGGUUAUUUUCUUACAGCAGACAGUAGAACGCACGAUUGCAAAGAGUUCCAGUGACACAUGGAGGCUCUGCGGGAUCACGAUCGCCUUAUAAAACACAUUCAGCUGAUCCCAUUUCUUCACAUAUUAUUACAGUAAGUGGAUAUUUACACUCAACAGUUUACAGCUAAGCAACAAAAACAAGAAAAGAACUGGAAAAGGAAUGUUUACAUCCUGUCACGUCUGCAGCACAUAGAAACCAAAAGCACCAGGUUCAUUUACUGUACGGUGUGUUUCAGUCACUGAGAUGAUGAAUAAAAAUGUUCCUGUCUGACUGCAUGUCCAUGAAGGGGUCAUGUGGUGAUGACAAUAAAGAAACUUCCUCACACAUUGGCUGUAGUGUUUGACGGCAGUUGUACCUGACUCAUGGAAACGUGCAGGCUAAACCUGAAAACAUCCCACAAGAAGGAAAGCAGAUUUAAAGCUCCAUUAGGAUAGUUUUUCACUUUUACAUGAACAUUUGUGACAGGAAAAGCUUUCCUUUUGAUAAAAUUGCCACCAGAGCUCUGAUGUCCUUUAUACAUGUUGGUUGUGCAGUAGAACCUCACUUUUAAGCCAGCUUUUAUCUACGGUCAACAGUUGUUUUAACCAAAAACUAAUAAAUCCAGUGUGCAGCUUACAAAACAGCUCUACAACCUUUGCUGCUAGCUGGUGUCAUGGUCAUAUCUGCUAAAAGAGCUUACUCAUGCUAUUUUAGCAGUGAGCUUUUGAAGACGAAGGAACUCUUAAAAAAAAAAAAA